ACAGAAGCUGUCUCGCUCGGUUUGCCAUUGUGCUGCACGUGAAGCAGACUGACCCGGCAGCGAGCCAGCUUCGCCCGGAGAUCAGAUCUUCUGCCUACUUAGAAUUUGAUAUUUUUAUAUUUUUAUAUCGUUGGAUUUUUGUACGUUCUUAUUUUGGUGUUCAUGGGUGGAGUAGCAUGAAUUCCCAGUGUUACACAGUGGCGAUGGACCUUGGCGUUUGUCAACUGAGGAAUUUUUCUAUAUCGUUUCUGUCUUCUGUGCUUGGAAAAGAGAAUACUCCUGUGAAAGUUGACAAUAGCUCAUCGGGCGCGAGUGUGGUGGCCAUAGACAACAAAAUUGAACAAGCAAUGGACUUGGUGAAGAGCCACCUGAUGUAUGCGGUGCGUGAGGAGGUGGAGGUGCUGAAGGAGCAGAUCAAGGAUCUGGUGGAGAGGAACACCCAGCUGGAGCAGGAGAACAGCCUGCUGAAGACGCUGGCCAGUCCUGAGCAGAUGGCCCAGUUCCAGGCCCAGGUGGACCCCGACUCCCCCACAGACAGCACACAGGCCCUCGCUCCCUCCCAGACCUCCAGCACCUCUGCAUAGCACCCUGCCUCCGCUGCCCCCCUCCCUGGAGGGGCAGGGUUCACCUGGCUGGGGGGGACAGGUGGAAGAGGGAAGAGGAGAUAUACUGUGAACUGACCCACGCCGAGCAUCAUGAUCUGAAUAAACCACAGUUGGGGAAGGACAAAUGAAAAACAAUACUUUAUUUUCUUUUGCACUUGUGUUUAACUGUGGUGCUCUGAGGGUUAGCCUUCUUCAGAAAAUCGUUGUCUCAGUGAAGAGGGUUUGGUGCAGGUGAAUGGAAAUGUCCCGGACAGCCGAAGGGCUCGCUGCAACAGCCGGGACACACCGUGCCUCUGCAUUCCCCCUGACAGACUACCCCCCCCAGUGACUGUGCCGUCUCCCCCCCCUCCUCAUAGACACUUUUACUUUCUACUUUUUAAUGUUGAUUAUUUGUUUCCUUUUUUAGCUGUGAGAAAAUCAAGAACAAGCACUUUUGUCAGAUGAGAGAAAUACCUGUAACUCUAGGGACCAUUUGAGGUAAUAAGUACACAGGAGUGGCCCAUCUGGGAUGGGGGGCAGAUCCCUAGCCUGUGACUAGGAGCCCCUCCUGCUGCUCAUCUGCUGGUUAGGGUUAGGCUCUAACCCUCCUGCUGCUCAUCUCAGAGACGUUGAGCAGGCAGAGCGCCUGAACCUUACUGUCCUGUGUGUGUGCCAGGUCACACCACAGCAGACUAGCUAACAAGCUAGCUAGCGGUGUGUGUGCCAGGUCACACCACAGCAGACUAGUUAACGAGCUAGCUAGCGGUGUGUGUGCUAGGUCACACCACAGCAGACUAAGCUAGCUAGCAGUGUGUGUGCCAGGUCACACCACAGCAGACUAGCUAACGAGCUAGCUAGCGGUGUGUGUGCCAGGUCACACCACAGCAGACUAGCUAACGAGCUAGCUAGCAGUGUGUGUGCCAGGUCACACCACAGCAGACUAGCUAACAAGCUAGCAAGCUAGCUAGCUAGCGGAGAGACGGGAACAAGCAUUAGGAGCUCUAGCAUGCUAGGAACUCUGUGUUCUCUUUGCUCCCUCUCUCCACCCUCACUACUAAGUAUUGAUGCAAGGGAAUCUUUUUUGAGGGGGAACAAGGAGGUUGGGGUUUUGUUGUUGGUGUAAUUCAUGUAAGUGGUUGUGUAUACCAAUGAUUAUAAAUGGCGAUGUAGGACAUAUACUUUUGCUAGGUUUGUACAGAUUCAAUUUCAACUAAAUCCACUCAGCCAAGUGCCUGGUCUCAACCAUAGAUAUACCAAUGUAUAAAUGUAUUAACUUUGGUUUUCCUAUUUUAUUUAUAUAUAUAUAUAUAUAUAUAUAUAUAUAUAUAUAUAUAUAUAUAUAUAUAUAUAUAUAUAUAUAUAUAUAUAUAUAUAUAUAUAGAUCUAUAUAUAUAUAGUGUGGUAUAUUUCUAUAUCUAUGGUUUCUCCAGGUUUAAACUACCUGAUGCCAUGACUCAGGGCAGGAGCAGGGCGAGAGCUGAAGCCUGCUUCUGUCCUGGUCAUGACUCCACCCCAACAGGGACGCUUUUACUGUUUGGGAAUAAAGAGUGUUAUUGUCGUUGCUGUUGUUUUUACAAGUGAAUUCUCGGGAUUCUUGUUUCGAGUUGAUCAUAAAACUAUGUUGAUCAAUGAAAAUGCCUUGAAUUGUGUCAAGACUCAAGUGCAUGUUCCUCAACCCACCACAAAUGUGACGUUAUUGCACUAAACAGUUGCACCUCAAUUUGAAUAAAAUGGGAUUCAAAAUAAA
Molecule: messenger RNA, 2331 nt
Organism: Osmerus eperlanus (European smelt)
Lineage: Eukaryota; Metazoa; Chordata; Actinopteri; Osmeriformes; Osmeridae
Product: TSC22 domain family protein 1-like
Exons: 3
Coding region: 177-584 (135 amino acids)
Biological process (GO): negative regulation of apoptotic process; regulation of transcription by RNA polymerase II; positive regulation of cell population proliferation
Cellular component (GO): nucleus; cytosol
Source: RefSeq, a predicted model, not a curated record